CAAGAUUUUAUCGCUAGAAGUCAGAUAGAUUCAAAACAAAGCAAAGAAAUAGAUUAAAAAUGAAUUGUUAUUAAUAACGUUAAUGAAAAGAAAAGUGCUGUGCAGAAAGCUUUACAACCAAGUUUUAGGAAAAAGAAAUAUGGCCUGGCGAUGUGGAGGUGGAUCAAACAACGAGUUGGUGGAUAAUCUGUUUAAACAUAACAUCAUACAAUCAAAACAGGUUUUGGAUGUGAUGAAAAGUGUUGACCGUGCAAAUUACUGCAAGAGCGACCCAUAUGAUGAUUCUCCUAAAAGGAUUGGAUUUGGAAUCACUAUCAGUGCCCCGCACAUGCACGCGCAUUGUUUAGAAUUACUCAAGGAUAAUCUUAAACCAGGAAUGAAAGCUCUUGAUGUCGGAUCAGGUAGUGGAAUACUUACUGCUUGCAUGGCUAUGAUGGUUGGGCCUAGUGGCAAGGUGGUCGGAAUAGACCACAUAUCUGGCCUAGUUGAGAUGUCCAAAGAGAAUCUCCUACGUGAUGGUAAGGAAUCCCUUUUAACCAAUGGUCAGCUUCAGCUUGUUGUAGGAGAUGGUAGACAGGGAUACAGUUCUGGAGGUCCAUAUGAUGCCAUACAUGUUGGUGCCGCGGCUCCAACACUUCCCCAACAUUUAGUUGACCAGCUGGCCCCUGGAGGUCGUCUUAUUAUUCCUGUAGGUCCUGAAGGAGGUCAUCAGACGCUAGAUCAGAUAGAUAAAGAUAGAACUGGAAUUAUAUCAAGAAAAACCUUAUUUGGCGUAAACUAUGUUCCUUUGACCAGCAUUGAAAAACAAUUGGGAGAGUAAAGCAAGAUUUAUGUACUGUGCAGGAAGUCUUGAAAAAAAAACAUGCCAAUAUAAGAAAUAUUUCAAUCCAUGGAUCAAUUGAAAAUCAUUAAAAAAAUCAUGAUUUAUGAAGGAAAGUCUUUGCUAAGUUUACUCAUUAGUCCGAUAUCCAUAAUGCAUAAAGCUAUAAUUGUUUAUUUAGUAACUGUAGUUAAAACUAGUUAAGAGAAAUAGUUUGGGGUGGGCGAUUUUAGAAGAAAGAGAAUUUAGAAAUAAUAAUUUUAAAUCUGAAAAUGCAGAAAAAUGUUUAACUACUUUUUAGGGGGAAACAUCAUUUUUCAGAGAGGUCAAGUUCAUCUUUUACCUAACACCUAUUUUUAAUCUUUUCCAAAAAUCCCAGGGGUACAAGAGGACUUGCCCCCCCCCACACCCUCUGUGUUACGAUUCUGCUAGUUUUGAUGUGCUGUGAUAUGUGAUGUUCCCUUCUUAUGAAUUCUUUGUAAGAUCAAAGAAAAAAAUGUUGAUUUUUAUGCUUGUAAUUUUUCUAAUUGGGACACAUUUACUUAUAGAAAAUUUAUGAAUUUAAAGCACAAAAUAAAGAAUAAAAAUGCUUAA
This is a messenger RNA of Eurytemora carolleeae, 1414 nucleotides long. Its product is annotated as protein-L-isoaspartate(D-aspartate) O-methyltransferase. The transcript is spliced from 10 exons. The record is from RefSeq and is a predicted model, not a curated record. The coding region runs from base 83 to 820 and encodes 245 amino acids. Gene Ontology annotation, molecular function: protein-L-isoaspartate (D-aspartate) O-methyltransferase activity. Lineage: Eukaryota; Metazoa; Arthropoda; Copepoda; Calanoida; Temoridae. Gene Ontology annotation, biological process: protein modification process. Gene Ontology annotation, cellular component: cytoplasm.